This is a messenger RNA of Blastocystis hominis, 348 nucleotides long. RefSeq lists its product as hypothetical. Lineage: Eukaryota; Bigyra; Opalinata; Blastocystidae. The record is from RefSeq and is a predicted model, not a curated record. The coding region runs from base 1 to 315 and encodes 104 amino acids. The transcript is spliced from 3 exons.
AUGGCCUCUCUUAUUAGAAGCACUGCAUUUUGUUUGUUAAAAGCAAGAACACUCGCUGCUCCCGUAGUCACCCGCUCGUUUGCGUUUAGAACGGUCAAGAUCGAGCCCCAUGCCGAUAACAAGCAGCACUCGGACGCCGAGUGGAGACUGUCUCAAAGCCCUGUAAUUGAAGUAAGCGAGCCCGUUAUCAUUUGCGACGGAGGCUGUGGACCCAUGGGCCACCCCAUGCAGUACUUGCGUGUGAAUGGACCGAACGGUGGUGUAAACCGCUGCCCCUACUGUGGACAGAAGUUCAAAUACGUUCCCAAGCACUAAAUUGUAAGAAGUUGUGUGAAUUUCAUUUAUCGU